AAACAAGUAUUUUGAUGUUAAUCAUUUAUGUAUUUACUAUUUUAUACUUUCAAUAAUAAUACAAUAUAAUAUAAUAUAAUUAAGUUACGAUGUAUUGAAAGCGUUUAAGUUUUAAUACAAAAUACUUAAAUCUUUUUUUCGACAAUAAUUACUACACAAAAGCACAAAAAUGGUUCUAGGACCAUUGGAUCAUUCUGUUCAAACAGAUAUUAUUUUUGUAAUUGAGAAAACAGCAAUGAACACUUAUAUAAGUGAACUUAAAACAAAUUAUGUAACUCCAACUUUAGAGUACUUUAACCAAGGACCUAUUGAUGAACGAGAGUAUUUGUCUGAAAGUAGCAGUGCAAUUUAUGGUAUUGUUGUUUAUGAAGCAAAUGAUUGUAAACCUUUUCCAUGCUGUCGUUCUUAUGGAACAUUCACUAGCCCACAAAAAGUCAUAAAAAUUAUUGAAAAAAUUGACAUGAUAGGUGGUAUGGCUGAAUCCCAUGCUUACAUGGGUGAAGGUUUAGCUACGGCCCUAGUUUUUUUUGAGGACUUGCAAGAAAUCCGUGAAGCUAAGCAAAGACAUUGUAUUCUCAUAUGUAAUUCACCACCUUAUAAUUUUCCGAUUAUGGAAUGUGAAACAUAUGCUGGUCGUAGUGUUGAUCAAAUGGCAAAUCUCUUUCAAGAAAAAGGAAUUUUAUUAUCAAUUUUGUCAGCUAGAAAAACUCCUGCAUUAUUAAAAUUAUUUGAAAAAGCUGGUGGUGAUUUACAAAUUUCUCAAAACAAAAAUUAUGCAAAAGAUCCAAGGCAUCUAGUGUUACUUAAUGGAUACAGUCUAAAAGAACGUCCAAUGAGCCCAACUCCUGCUACAACUCAUUCUGGUUUAUCCAUGACGAGUCCAUUGUCUACAAAUGUUAACAUUGGAUCACCAGUUGCUCCGUGUACUCCAUUUAGGACUACUAAUCCAGUUUUGGCUAUGCAGAAUCAAGUUCAACAACAACAGCAACAACAACAGCAGCAGCAGCAACAGCAACAUCAACAACAACAAGCUGUUCAGGCAGCCCAACAAGCUGUUGCUGUAGCUCAACAACAACAACAACAACAACAACAACAACAACAACAACAACAAGUACAACAACAACAAAUGAUUCGUAAUGUAAAUCAAGGUCAAAACCAACAAUACUCAAAUGUUUCUAAUACUGGUGGUUUCUUGAGACCUCCUCAAGCACCUCGUAAUUGGCAAAUGACGCAACAGCGUCAACCAAAUCAAGCAAGUGCAUUAAUUGCACAGUUAACAACGCCUACAUUCCAACAAAGAACAGAUAUGACAUCACUACAAGUACAACAGCAGCAACAGCAACAAGUGCAACAACAGCAACAACAACAAGUUCAACAGCAGCAACAACAAGUUUUACAGCAGCAAGUUCAACAACAACAACAACAGCAGCAACAACAACAACAGCAGCAAGCACAACAGCAGCAACAACAACAGCAACAGCAAGCACAACAACAGCAGCAAGCACAACAACAGCAACAACAACAGCAGCAGCAAGCACAACAACAGCAGCAAGUACAACAACAGCAGCAGCAAGCACAACAACACCAAGUACAACAACAACAUCAGCAACAGCAACAGCAACAAGCUGCUCUGCGAAUUAUGAAUCAACAACAGCAACAAGUUCAACAACAACAAAAUGGACCUGGCAGACAAACUAUUUGGACAGGGACAUUAGAGUGGAUAGAAAAAUCAAAGCCUUCAAAUGAAAUACCGAAAAUAACAAGAAACGUCCCUUGUAUUGUUUCAGCCAGUAUAAAAAAUGGAGAACCAGAAUUGAAAGCAGAAACAUGGCCUGAAAAAUUAAUUAUGCAAUUGAUGCCUAAGAAUUUAAUAGGAAGUAUUGGAGGAGCUCAUUUGAAAGACUCAAAAUCUGUGGUUUUCCAACCUACACCAUGUGAAGCAUUAGAAUCUUUGACAAAGUACAUGACCAGUGGAUAUGCUGGCUGUGUACAUUUUAACAGUGCUCCAACUUCUCAUAAUUGUGAUGUCAAAGUAUUAAUAUUACUCUAUACUCAUGAUAGAAAAGCAUUCAUCGGUUUUAUUCCAAAUGAUCAAGCAGCAUUUGUAGAUAGAUUACGCAAACUAAUACAACAUCAAAAAGCAUCCUCAGCUAUAUUACGUCAAGGCCAGGUUGGAAUGGUAAUGCCCCAAAGCAAUAUGCCUGGACAGUUGCAAUUACCACCCGGUCCAAAUAUGCCUGGUGGUCCAGGACCUAACCAGAUGCCUGGGCUUAUGCCUAACAGUGCAUUAACAGCUUCCUUACAAAGUCAACCUCAAUCAAAUUUGGCUGAAUUAAUGGCAUCCAAUAAUUUUGCACCGCAAAAUAAUCAGGUUGUCCCGAAUAGUCCAUCAGUUCAAAUGAUGCCUAGUCCUCAACCAACUGGGCAACCAGUCAAUAAUCCAAAUAUACCUAUACAAAAUCCUGGAGGUGUUGGCAAUGUCGGUGUUCGUCCAUCACAAGGCCAGUAUAGUGAACAAAUUGAGAUGGCUAGAAAGCAAAAUUUGGCUAAGAUACAUCAACUUCGACAAACACUAGAAGCAGCACAACAACAAGAAUUACAGUAUAAGUCUCAAAUGGAGAUUCAAAGUCAUCAAAUGAAUAUACCACAAAUGCAGCAACGUUUGGAACAAGCUCAGAUGCAAGAAAAUAUAUUGAAGUCUCAGCUAGAAAUACGUAAUCAAAUGAAUGUGCCCCAAAUGCAACAAAAUCUGGAACAUGCUCAAAUGCAAGAGACCAUAUUAAAAGCACAAUUGGAACAUCAACAAGAAGAACAACACAAGUUGAGAACCCAACAAUUCCAUAUCCAUCAACAGCAACAGCAGCAGCAACAACAACAACAGCAGCAACAACAGCAACAGCAAAGGCAAAUGGUUCCUGGAAAUCAAUCACCACAGAUUAUGGGUAAUAAUGCACCACAACAGAGAAUGCAAAUGCGACCUGUAAUGUCCAGUAAUCCUGGUCUCAGACAUUUAUUACAACAACAACCUCAAUACAGACAACAAAUGAUGGGCAUGCAACAAGUUCCCGUUGCUCAAGGCAGAACCUUGCAACCUCAGCAACAACAGCAACAAUAUGACGAAGUUCAUACCUUUGACUUUCUCAAUUAACUCAAUUUCAAUAUAAUUAACAAUUAUGCUUUAAAGUUGUUUGGUGAAAUCAUGUUUUUUUUUUUUUUUAAUGAGUAAAUGCUAAUAAAUAAAUUAAAAAAUUUUAUAAAUAAUUAAAUUUUUUUUUUACCAAAAGAUUAUUGAUUGUCUAUAAACAAUUUUGAAAUUCCUAUUUGUAUAAAUUAUAUUUAUUAUUUGUAAAUAAUUUCAUCAAUUUUAAAUUUUGUUAGACGCGUUUAAUUAAAAAAAAAACCUUAUUUUUUCUCAUAGAUUUUAUUCUCUCUUAACAUUUUAAAAUAAUGUGUUUUGAAUUUAUGUAUUUAUUUUAAACUAAAUAGAAAUAUUAAUAUUUAAAAUACUAAUUUUAAUAUAUAAAUAUUGAUAUUUAUCAAGAACUUAUUUAAGUAUAUUAACUAUAUGCCUUUGCACCACUUUAGUAGUCUUGUAUUAACAUAAUAUCUCAGGUUCAACACAGUAAUUAAGGUAAAUAUUAAAACAAGUUAGACUGAGAUUUUACAGAAUUUCUGGUUUCUAAACAUAUGUUUUAAACAAUAAACAAUAAUUCCAUGUACAACUUUAAGAAAAUUAGUUACUUAGUAUAAACUUAAAUAAAAUUAAUAUAUUUUUUUUAUUA
Aphis gossypii (cotton aphid) is the source of this 3782-nucleotide messenger RNA. Its product is annotated as mediator of RNA polymerase II transcription subunit 25-like. The record is from RefSeq and is a predicted model, not a curated record. Gene Ontology annotation, cellular component: mediator complex; transcription regulator complex. Bases 170 to 3148 code for a protein of 992 amino acids. The transcript has 18 exons. Lineage: Eukaryota; Metazoa; Arthropoda; Insecta; Hemiptera; Aphididae. Gene Ontology annotation, biological process: positive regulation of transcription by RNA polymerase II.